UUAGUACUUAGUUAGUCGGCCGGCAAUCGCUUCUCUAAUCUCUUAUAUAUGUGUUAUGUUUUUCCAUACUUUCAAUAAAAAGAUAUGAAUGGAUUUAUUGCUGUACAUUGUGGGGCAGGCUACCAUAGUGAUACUCUAAGAAAGGAUUACCAAAAAACAUGUUAUGUUGCAUGCAAAAAAGCAGCUCAAGCACUUAAUGAGGGAGGAAAUGCUGUAGAUGCCGUAGAAAAAGCUAUAAUUGAAUUAGAAAAUAGUGCACUAACAAAUGCAGGCUAUGGAUCCAAUUUAAGUUGGGAUGGUGUUGUAGAAUGUGAUGCAUCAAUAAUGAAUGGCCAAACACUUCAUUUUGGUGCCUGUGGAGCAGUCUCAAAUGUAUGGAACCCAAUAUCACUAGCAAAACAACUCUGUAUAAAACAAUGUGAUAAUCUUUCACUAGGUAGAGUUCCGCCUUGUAUUCUCACAGGCAAAGGUGCAAAGACAUGGGCUGAAAGAAUGGGAUUAGAAAUUGUUGAUGAUAAGAAAAUGAUAUCUCCUAGAGCAUUUCGGAAUUAUAAACAUUGCAAGAGAAAGUUAAAAAGAUAUUCCUUACAAAACGAUGUAAGAUUUAGUCCUUUAGACACAGUAGGAGCCAUAUGUGUUGACUCAUAUGGAGUUGUUGCAGCUGGAGCAAGUUCUGGUGGGGUUUCUUUAAAACAUGAAGGGAGGGUCGGGCAAGCUGCUUCUUUUGGAAGUGGAGUUUGGGCAGCUAUGAGUAGAGAUGGGACAACACCUUCUGUAGCUUCUUGUACAUCAGGAUGUGGUGAGCAUUUAAUCCGUACACAAUUGGCUAAAAAUACUGCUGAGAGCUUGAUGGAAUCUUCUCCGGUAAUAAGUCUAGAUAAAUGUUUAAAAGAAAAGUUUUUGGAAUCACCAUUUCUGUGGGAUGUACCAGAAAGAUUAGGAGGUGCUUUAUCUUUAAUGUUUAAUCCUCAAAUUGGAGAAGGUGAAUUAUUAUGGGGCCACACUACAAAAACAAUGUGUGUAGGUUACAUGUCAACACAGACGGCAAAGCCUAAGUGCAUUAUGUCAUAUUUACCACCAAUAGUGAUUGCUGGACACAAAGCUGUUGUGUCUGGAGUCCCAUUUAAUGUUCCUACUCAACCAUAUCCUCAAUUUCAAUGGGAAAUUAAAACUGAACAUAGCAUAAAUGGAUCUCUGUGACUUUGCGCUGAAACUAGCUUUACUUAGUAAUUGUAUAUACCUAGUUACUGUCAUAAAUAUUUAUUUUCCAUAUAGAUUAUGAUCUCAUAAAUAGUAAUUAUAAUCAAAAUUGUAUAUUACAAAUAGAAUAAAGUUUACAAUAGAAGAUGUGUACUGCAUUCAUUUAAGAAAUGGGGUCUAAUAAUAUUUAAGAACUAAUUGUGGUCAUGAUAUCUUUUCUACAAAAUAAAAAACAAAAUGAUA
Messenger RNA from Pieris napi, 1443 nucleotides. RefSeq names its product threonine aspartase 1 (gene Tasp1). Bases 85 to 1200 code for a protein of 371 amino acids. NCBI's taxonomy places the organism in Eukaryota, Metazoa, Arthropoda, Insecta, Lepidoptera, Pieridae. The transcript has 4 exons. Gene Ontology annotation, biological process: protein maturation. The record is from RefSeq and is a predicted model, not a curated record. Gene Ontology annotation, molecular function: threonine-type endopeptidase activity.